AACGGCAGGAAAGCAAACCCGUGGUCUUUGUAGUUCAACUCUCUUUGGUUUCUGCGGGAUCCGAAAAUCAAGAAUGGGUCAACUGUGUGCAAAGUGUGCCCAGCUGCUGUAUGACCUUGUUCUCUCAGUGAGAACAUUCUCCUCCAAUUUGGUGCAGGAUGUUAAGGAGUGUUUGACUCAGAUCCGUGACUGCUCUUGCUUAAAACAAAUGAAGGCUGAGGACAGGCAGCUCUACAAGCCUACUCUUCGUGAAGAAGUGAUUGCCCAGGAGUUUCUGCAGCACAUUGAAAGAGGUUUUGAAAUAUCCCCACUCGAUGAACUCUCCUUAUCUGCUCUGAAGACACUGGCAUUUUCUGAGAACUCUGAUUCGCAAAAGUCAGCUUCUCUGUUUUACUUACAUAUAAGUCAACACUUGAACACCCAGCUACUUACAGAGCAUUUGGAAACAUACUAUGCUUUGCUGAAGUCUAAUGACUUGGAGGUUCAGCAGAUUUCAUCCUUGUCACUUGUCACUUUCUUACUCAAAGGAAAUGUACCUAAAGAACAUGUGAUCCAAAUGGAUUUAUUGGAGCCGAUUCUUGAGUUGCUUGAGUCCAGUGAUGCCACAGUCCAGUGUAAUUCCUGUGCCUGCAUAAUGAUACUUGCUGUCUCAGAUACAAACCGAGAGGCCAUUGCUUCUGCAGGAGGAGUUGUACCUUUACUUACUCUUUCUAAAUCUUAUGAUCCUAGAGUCCAACAAUAUGCAGUUGGAGCCAUUUUCAACCUCACACAAUCAGAAUGGGUCCAGCAAAUGUUGUGUCGACAAGGAGCUCUCCCUGUUCUCACCCUUUUGUUGGAGUCUUCUGAUUCAGAAGUCCAGUACUACAGCUGUGCCGCUCUAAGCAACAUGGCAGCAAACUCUCAGCAUCAUGAAGUCAUUCUGCAAACUGGGGACCAGUCUCUUCUACAGGUGCUCCUUUCUCUACUCUCUUCUCCAGUGGACAAGGUUUCAAACCAGGCUUGUGUUUGUCUCAGGAAUUUAGUCACAAGUGAGAGUGUUCAGACCAGCCUGAUUGCUAUGGGCAUCCUGCCCCACCUGCUCUCGCUCCUUGAUUCAAACAAUAUCGAGGUUCAACAGAAUUCCAUUAUUCUCCUCCGGAUGCUAUCCCAACACACAGCCAACCAGGAUGCACUAGUGGGACAUCAAGUGUUGCAGAGUGUGGGAAGACUGCUGAUAGUCAGGAAAACUGAUCCAGUGAUUAUUGGUCAUGCUUCCUGUUUCAUCAAAAAUCUAAAUUCUCCCAAGAGCAUAAUGGGAGUCAUAGAAAGUUCAUGUGUUGAAGGACUUCUUCAGGCUAUCCACGGAGCUGAGUAUCUCGAUGAGGAAUCUCUCCACUGUGUGACAUCCUGUCUUGGCGAACUGGUAAAACAUGAAGGAGGUUCCCUGCGCAUCCUGGAAUUGACAGAUGAACUGCUGUUAAGUUGCCUUCUGAGACUGGCAGGCCAAGUGGAACAAACGGAACCUUCCUUUCAAACUGCCAUCAUGAUCAAGCACCUCAUACAGCAUGGGGAGGUGAUGCAUCUGCUGAAAUCCCACAUUAGCAAGAUUCAGCAGUACCUCAUGAAGUAUCUUACCCACCAAGAGACUCGCUUUCAGCAGCUGGGUAUAUCCACACUUUGUCUAUUACAGAAAGAUUCAGAGUUUUCAUCAGCAUUCAGCCAGAGCCAGCUGAAGGAACACCUUGAUCAAAUCUGCCAACAAACUGAAGAAAUGCAAGAGCUUCUCAGAAUGGCUGUAGGCAACAUUUUUAUGCGUGUACCAUCAAGUCACAGUUGACUUAUAGCAACCCCAUAGUUUUCAAGGCAAGAGACAUUUGGAGCUGGUUUGCCAUUGCUUGCCCCUGACUGGUAUUCCUUGGAGACCCUCCCUCCAAACACUAGGACUGAGUGUGUGUGGCUGGUCCAAGGCCACCCAGCAAGCUUCCAUUGGAUGAGUGUGGACUUAAACUUGGAGUUCCCAGGUCCUAGUCCAACAACUUAAUCACUACACAACCCUGGCUUUUGUAGGCAAUGUGGACCUAUGAGAAUGCAGGUCUUGAACUAACCCACAGGUCCUCUUCUGAGCCCUGAGGGUUUGGUGUGGGAACAUAAGGUGGACAUCACUUCUCUGCUGACUUUCCUUUCAGGGCCUACAUGUCUCCCAUUGCUCACAGAAUCUCUCUUGGCAGUCAGCCAAUCACAGGCCAACUGGGCAGGCCCUGAAGUCAGUUGGGCCAGGGGACCUCAUAGUGAAACAUUUCCCUCAGGUCUGCUGCCCUGCUUAUAAGGAGGCCCUGCUACACCACCUCCUCACUCUGCUCUGGGUUUUCCCCUCCCUCCUUCAUUCUCAGUUGUUUAUGGCUUUGUUCUAUUCAAUUUGCUGUAUCUGUGUGUGCCUCUUGUCACAACUUUGGCAGUUUGGGCCUUAGUCUGGAUCCAGUGUUGGGGAGAACUGAGUUGGUGUGCUGAUCAUUCCUAGUCAGGGUUCCUGUUUAGGGACCUUGGGGGCAGAGGCUUGCAGUAAGUAUGCCCAGUGCAAUUGCUGUUAAUCACCAUGCCCCCAGGCUUCAGGGAGAACACAUAGUGGCUUGUGCCCAUGUGCAUCCAGUCUCAUCUGCCACUUCCAGAGCAUUCCCCUCAGCGGGUGGGUUGAGGGAUGGGGUUUUUCAUUGGUCAGCAGUGGGUCUGUCGAAUACCAAUUUAUCUGUCCAAUUGUGGAUCCAACAGCACAUGCCAAGCCAAACCUCUUCAGCUGUUAUUAAUAAAUGUUGCGAUUCUUUUACACCCCAAUAAGUAUGUCAUAUCUGUGCUUUAUCCUUCCCCCUACUCUUGCAGAUCCGUUUACUGCUGAGGCCACAAAUUGUUCUGCUCUGCAUUCAUAUGAUUUUUGAGAGAGGUAGAAUGGAUGUUUAAAUGUCAGAGGCUUGAAUUCCAAUGAUGAAGAUCCUUUGUGGCCACCUCAUAGCUUCAUGUUGGACAGCUUGUUUGGGAUAUAAGAGUCUUACAUGCUGUGUCUCUGAGAAGGCCCAGAGCCAGCCUGUGCAUAAUGCAAUUCUUCCUCUGGGAUGGACACAAAGGAGUGAUUCACACAGGCAUGUUUUAAUGCUUGAUUGCUUAACACUCAGUUUGCUGAUGGCUGUGUGAAUAGACUCCACUGGAAAACACUGAGGUGAAAUGUUCUCUCUGUGAAGUUUGAUCAUUACUGCUUAUGUGAACCAGCUGUAAUGAUAGUCCUCCCUCCCUCCCUCCCUCCCUCGCUUUUUUUGUACAUGUGCAGGCUGCAGCUUUUCAUCAUCAUGGCUGAGUCAUUUCAAAACUGAAAAUGCCCAUACUGGCAGAUUUGUCAGCCCAGGAUCAGUUUUGACAGCAUGCAGUUCAUUGAAGUAGGCAAAUAACAAAUGCACAACACACUUUUCAUACACUGUAAUGGUCUUACAGCCAUGAAUGACUGCCAAAAGGGUUUGGAAUCUGGCACCAUUCUUGUCCACAGCAUCUGAAUAAUCUGCUCCCAAAGAGCAAAUAAAUAGUAGAUGCUUCCCAAGUGAAAAUGUCAUAAAAAUUGUAUUAAAAUUGACAGUUCUAGAAUGAAAAAUGUGCUAGCUGGUAGUAUUAAGGGCUGCCUGUUUGUUUACACAUGAACACCAAGUUUUUCAGUCUUUCACUUUCACCAUUAGGAUUGUAUUACAUAACCAUGAGUGUGAUUUUUUUGGGCACUUGAGAUCAGCUAGCUUGCCUUCUCCAAGCUUUAAUAAAAAAUGUUUCUCAUCUUUCCAAAAUAUUACACCCUGGAUGAUUUUAAAUAAAAUUUAUGCAUUUAAGAAGACCAGGCAAAGCUCCUUGUUAUCCAUACUCACAGUAUGGCCCCUGUCUCCCAAUUGAUGUUGUAUAGAUAAUGCUUGGCAAAGAGCA
Messenger RNA from Sphaerodactylus townsendi, 3927 nucleotides. Its product is annotated as vacuolar protein 8-like. The transcript is spliced from 14 exons. The record is from RefSeq and is a predicted model, not a curated record. NCBI's taxonomy places the organism in Eukaryota, Metazoa, Chordata, Lepidosauria, Squamata, Sphaerodactylidae. Gene Ontology annotation, biological process: nucleus-vacuole junction assembly. Gene Ontology annotation, molecular function: protein binding; protein-membrane adaptor activity. Bases 74 to 1816 code for a protein of 580 amino acids.